This is a messenger RNA of Vombatus ursinus (common wombat), 2171 nucleotides long. It is a transcript of the gene PRSS8, whose product is annotated as serine protease 8. The record is from RefSeq and is a predicted model, not a curated record. Gene Ontology annotation, molecular function: sodium channel regulator activity; serine-type endopeptidase activity. Gene Ontology annotation, biological process: proteolysis. The coding region runs from base 161 to 1183 and encodes 340 amino acids. The transcript is spliced from 6 exons. Lineage: Eukaryota; Metazoa; Chordata; Mammalia; Diprotodontia; Vombatidae.
AGCCAUUCCAGACCCCUCCCUGAGAUACUCCCCAGCUGCUCAACCCCAUUCCUACUCCUGGGGUUGCCAAGAGAAGUUCUCUUACAACGGACAGUCUUACCUGCCCCCUAGGACGGACCUGUUGGGUCAGGGGAAGGCAGGUGCGUCCCAGACUGGGGCCAUGAGCUGGAGGAUGGGCCUGGGGCCUCAGUGGCCCCUAGCGUUGAUGACAAUGCUAAGCUUAUUGAAUCUGCUACCGCUGGGAAGGGGGGCUGAUGGGAAAGAAGAAGUUCCCUGUGGCAUGGCCUCACAGGCGCGAAUCGUGGGAGGUACCAAUGCCUCCCCAGGUCAGUGGCCAUGGCAGGUCAGCAUCACCUACAAUGGCAUCCACGUAUGCGGUGGCUCUCUUGUAUCCAAAGAGUGGGUGCUCACAGCUGCCCACUGCUUCCCAAGGGAGCACAGGCUGGAUGACUACGAGGUGAAGCUGGGUGCCCAUCAACUCAGCACCUAUAGCCCUGAUGCAGUGGCUACAACUGUAGCCAAGGUCUUCACCCAUCCUAACUAUGUAGAAGAGGGCUCCCAGGGCGACAUUGCUCUCCUCCAACUGAAGUUUCCUGUGAACUUCUCGAGGUACAUUCGUCCAGUUUGUCUACCAGCAGCCAAUGCCUCCUUCCCCAAUGGACUCCACUGCACUGUCACAGGCUGGGGUAAUACACACAGCUCAGUGAGUCUCGCUAACCCCAAGACCUUGCAGCAGCUGGAGGUGCCUCUGAUUAGCAGAGAGACGUGCAACUGUCUUUACAACAUAAAGCCGGAUCCUGAGGAGCCACACGUCAUCCAGCCAGACAUGGUGUGUGCUGGCUUUGUACAAGGUGGCAAAGAUGCCUGCCAGGGAGAUUCUGGAGGGCCCCUCUCUUGCCCCAUGGGAGGCCGCUGGUUCCUGGCUGGUGUUGUGAGUUGGGGAGAUGCCUGUGGGGCUCCCAACAGGCCUGGAGUCUAUACUCUCACCUCCAGCUAUGCUUCAUGGAUUCACCAGAAGGUCUCAGAGAUCCAGUCCCACUAUGUGCCCCUGACCAAAGAAUCCCAUUUGGAUAUGGAUCUGUGCAAAAAGGAUCUCAGCAAGCUCAUCUCAGCUUCAGCCCUCCUGACACCAAGCCUGCUACUGUCCCUCAGCGUGUCAGUCUUUUGUCACCUCCUGCUCUAGAACAGAGCACAAUUUCUACAGACUUUGCCUGGUUUGGCUGGAGGGCUUAGUCCCUUAUCCACUCACUGCCUCCUGGACAACUGACACUUUACUGAGCCCCCCUACCCCAACCCUAGAGGGACUGAGACAUUCCCUUCUCACUGGGACCUGAAGCUUCAGAUUGUGAAUUGUGGUCCACCUCUAAAACCAACUGUCAAUGGCCUCGAACACUUAUUACCUGUGUAACUUGGGGAUCAAUAACCUCAGACUCAGUUUCCUCAUCUGUAAAAUGAGAAGAUUGGAUUAGCUGGCCUCCAAAGUCCCUUCCAGGAGCGCUGAGGAGGGACUGAUGGGACUUUCUGACCUUUGAGCCAGCUCCUUCCACGCCAGGACAGCCGUGGUUCUUGGUGUGUGGUUUGGGGCCUGAGCCUUUCCUUACUUUCAGGAUUUAUGGCUGUUUGUUGUCAAGAGGUCUCUCAGCAGCAACCCUAGUGAAUAAUCUGGGACUCUCCUGUCUGAGGGGCUGGGCCAGGUGAUUCUCUGGCUACCACUGGGAAACUCUGCCGCCAUUCUUCUGGAGGACUUGGCCCCUUCACCUGCACCCGUGUCAGCCCCCAGAGUUAGUGGAGACCGGGCAUCUCCAUGAAAGCCAACCUCAAAGUACUGGUUCUUGCAUUCCAAAGACAAGUGCCCCCUCCAGCAAAGAGCAGCUGCAUGCCCAUAACAUGGCUCUUCAUGAAGGACCGACCUCCUCCACAACUGGCUGAUCCCCCCCUUCCCACACAGGACCCUACCCUGUAGCCACCUGUUAUUGGACUCACUCCCUCCUCCUCUACUGCACCCUGGAGGACUGAGCCACCCCUGGGAAGGGGCUGAGGAGUGAGGGUGUGUGUAUGUAUGUACAUAUGUGUGUGUGUGUAUGUGUGUGUGUUUGUACACAGGUGCAUGCACGGCAAGGGAAGGCAUCACAUCAGUCCUAUUGAGCAUAAUAAACCAUUUGAAUAAGCAA